UGAAAACUGAACCCCCCCUUGGCAAAUCCUGGCGUGACAAAUACGCAUGGACAGUUAGGCUAGACAGUGCAUUCAACGCCUAUUCUAGAAAUUAAUGUUAAGGUAUAAAUGAUGCUGAACCAACACCGCGUUUUACUUCAGGGUCACGAACUCUAAACUGAAAGUGAAACUAAAAACCUGAGAACUGAAACUGAAAGUCCUUACGCGUGUCGUCUGCAAAAUUCCCGAUACGCCCUCUAUUUCUUAUGUUUAUCGGUCGUCCCUCCAGUGGUAGGUGGUGAACGGGAUGGCUGCAAUUUCUGAAAGAAUAUUAUUACUAAACAAAACAACUAAGGUGAUAAGCUGAAGAACAAAACGCUGAAGAACAAAAUCUCCACAGAGCCAGCGGAACUGAAAAAGUGCGCGUCAGUUUUCAGCUUCAAUAGAAACACGAGCGGUAAUCAAAUUUGGCGUUCGUUUUUGUCAAAAUAUACAGGGGAGGGCCUCAAAAGAUAGAUCUAUAUAAGUAGACUUCAAGCAUUUUUAUUUUUUUGCCAUCUCUGUGAUCAAAUGAUAUUUCAAUCAAUUCGGACAAUGGGACAUAAAAUACAAUGGCACAAUUCCGAACAGAUUUAUAUUUGACUCGUUCAUAGAAUUAGUGUAGUAACCGAAUGCAAUAUUACUAAUUUUAUUUAGAGCUUUUAUCUUUCUUGGAUAUAAUAAAACGACUAAUGAUACAAGACAAAUGAUAUCACGAAUAAAAAAAUCAAAAAAUCAAUGAUAUGCAGGCUGGUUAGGUAUGGGCUAUAGAUAUAUCAUGUUUAUCAGAUAUAUCUGAUAGAGAUGGGGCUUGUCAUGAAUAAUUCUGGAACUCAAAAAACAUGGCAGAUUUAGAAAGAUUUGAUGGAAUGCUGCUUGGUAUGGCCCAGCAGUGUGAGGGAGGUAUCCAAGAGAUGCUAGAGGUGAUAUUUAGUUUCCUUGCCAGAAAAACAGACUUCUAUACUGGGACUGGCCUGGACUCAAACCAAGCUGAAGAGCUAAUCAUGAAAAAUUUCAAGAAAUUUCAAAAAUCAGCCCUAGAAACCAAAGAGCAGGCAAAGAAGGAGCGUGAAGAGGCAGAGAGACGAAGAAAGGAACGCCAAAAGAAGAAAGAAGAAGAGGAACGCAAGCAAAUGGAAGAGCCAAAAAUUAAAGAAAUUACAGAUGAAGAAGCUGAGCAGAUGCAAAAAGAAAUCAGUAAUGGCACUCCUGAUGAUAAACCAAAAGAUAAACCUGAAGAUGGGAAAGAAGGGGUUGAUUCAGAUGAAGAAGAUGAAAAAGACAAGGGAAAAUUAAAACCCAACUCUGGUAAUGGAGCAGAUAUGGACAAAUACUGCUGGACUCAAACGCUAGAAGAAUUAGAAGUGCGAAUACCAUUUAAAGUUACAUUCCCUAUCAAAUCUAAAGAUGUGGUCGUGGAGUUUCACAAAAAACAUAUAAAAGCCGGUCUCAAGGGUAUGCCACCAGUCAUAGAUGGCGAACUAUUCAACAAUAUCAAAUUGGAAGAGUGUACUUGGACGAUACAAGACAGGAAAGAAGUUAUUCUUUCAAUAGAAAAAGUGAACAAGAUGGAAUGGUGGAGUAGAGUAGUCACAACUGAUCCUGAAAUAAACACUAAAAAGGUUUCCCCAGAAAAUUCCAAACUUUCAGAUUUAGAUGGUGAAACAAGAGGUAUGGUGGAGAAAAUGAUGUAUGACCAACGCCAGAAAGAAAUGGGUCUGCCAACUUCAGAUGAUCAGAAAAAACAGGAUAUGAUGAAAAAGUUCAUGACCCAACAUCCCGAAAUGGACUUCUCAAACUGUAAAUUUAAUUAGGAGAUUAGACAAUUAUUUCAUUCUCCAAAGGAGAAGGGCUUCGUGGAUAAUCACAAGUGGCACAGGCAUUCACCGCAGAAGAAUAAAAUGUUUGUUUUAUUAUAUUACUGUCAAGCUUACAAUACUCAAUUUUAAAUUCUAAACAUACAGAUAUUACAGGUUUUAACUUCUGUUUACAUGUGUCAUUAUAUCCUGGACCUUCUUUGAAGAUUUUUGAGAGAAAUGACUACCGAUAGUUAUUCAAUGGUUGUCUAAUUUUAUGAGCAUGAUCACUGAC
This is a messenger RNA of Owenia fusiformis, 2109 nucleotides long. Lineage: Eukaryota; Metazoa; Annelida; Polychaeta; Sabellida; Oweniidae. The record is from the annotation of a GenBank genome assembly.